UAUAUAUACGCAUCACCACCCAUCACCCACAUUCGAACUAUCAAGCCGGGGGUCACCAGAAACACGAACAGAGAGAAACAGAGAGAGACAGAGAGAGUUGAGAGAUGGAGAAGGAGACGAAGCAAUCGAAAUUCAAAAGGAUUUGUGUGUUUUGUGGGAGUAGCCAAGGCAAGAAGAGCAGUUACACCGAUGCCGCGUUAGAACUUGGAACAGAGCUGGUGUCGAGGAACAUCGAUCUGGUGUACGGUGGAGGGAGCAUCGGUCUGAUGGGCCUUGUUUCUAGAGCCGUCUACAAUGGCGGUCGACAUGUCAUUGGAGUGAUUCCCAAGACCCUCAUGCCUAGGGAGCUAACCGGAGAAACGGUGGGGGAAGUGAAGCCAGUGGCAAACAUGCACCAGAGGAAAGCAGAGAUGGCUAGACAUUCAGAUGCUUUCAUCGCCUUGCCCGGUGGGUACGGGACUCUUGAAGAGCUCCUGGAAGUGAUAACGUGGGCUCAACUUGGCAUCCACGACAAGCCCGUGGGAUUGCUGAACGUGGACGGGUACUACAACUCCUUGCUCUCGUUCAUAGACAAGGCAGUGGAGGAAGGCUUCAUCAGCCCGAGCGCUCGCCACAUCAUCGUCUCUUCUCCUUCGGCUAAGGACUUAGUCAAGAAGAUGGAGGAGUACUUUCCACGCCAUGAAGGGGUGGCUUCCAAGCUAAACUGGGAGAAUGAACAACUGGGACACACCCCAAAAUGCGACAUCUCCAGAUGAGAGAGACCUGGUCUCUCUCUCUCUCUCUCUCUGAAGGAAGAAGGAAGGAAGGAGGAGGAAGAAGAGGGGCUGUGGAAACGAACUUUUGAAAUUUCUGGAUUUUUAGGUCCCCACUUCCACUCAGAGAGGCAGAUCCUCUCUUCCUCUCUCGCAUGGAGGAAGAGAGGAUACAUCUGCCAGAGCUUCUUAUGUGGAAAAAACAAGGGAGGGAGGGAUUUGUAAAUUGUGAUUGUAUCGUCUUCAUCUUUGUUCUUCAUCCUCAUUCCUCCAUGUCUGCAACCUUGGAAUCAGUUGAAAGUUUCUUCUAC
Rhodamnia argentea is the source of this 1063-nucleotide messenger RNA. Its product is annotated as cytokinin riboside 5'-monophosphate phosphoribohydrolase LOG1. NCBI's taxonomy places the organism in Eukaryota, Viridiplantae, Streptophyta, Magnoliopsida, Myrtales, Myrtaceae. The transcript has 7 exons. Gene Ontology annotation, molecular function: hydrolase activity, hydrolyzing N-glycosyl compounds. The record is from RefSeq and is a predicted model, not a curated record. Bases 105 to 755 code for a protein of 216 amino acids. Gene Ontology annotation, cellular component: nucleus; cytosol. Gene Ontology annotation, biological process: cytokinin biosynthetic process.